CAGUGAUGUUAGUUUGUGUUGGCCUCCUGCUGCUCCUCCUCCUGCUGCUCCACGGCGUCGGCGUCGGUGGCGCCGUUCCGGCGAGCCCUCCGAAUCCUACUCAUCCUAGCUAGCGCUGCCUGCCCUGCUUCACUCCCUCCCACCCUCACUGGCGCCUCACCAUGAUCCAUGUCGACUUUCCCUCCUCCACCCCCCAGCGCCGCUAGGAGCCCCGUCGCCAGGGUGCGCCUCGACCACCUGGUCCCGUUCGACGGCGCCUUCACCCCGGCCUACGCGCGCGCAGUCGAAGCCGUCGCUGCUUCCCUCACGCGCCACGGCGCCGCCGCCGUCGACCUCCCUGCAGCGGACGCCGCUGUCGUCCGGUGCGCCCUCGAGUCCGCGCGCGCCUUCUUCUGCGACCGCUCCGGCCUCUACGUCUACCGCGCCGGGAGGGCUCUGGAUGAUGGAGAGUUGUCACCUGCUUGCAUGUCUGAUGCUUUCAGAUGUUUGGGUAAGACAGCCCGUGCUGCUCUCUGUGCAAUAGCACGGAACCUUCGCUUACGUUCAGAUGCUUUCAGCCAUUUGCUUGAUGACAACCCAUUGCCUCUUGAUGAGGUUUCAGCUUCAGAAUUGAUGGUGUCAUUUUCUCAUGGGCACCCCCAAAGCAGCCAGGCACCUAUGGUGGGCCUCAGGCCAUCAAUGGCUGAAGUUGAUAGAGGUUUUGUUACACUGGUUGCUUCUGACCAUCCAGGAAUUGAGGUUUGCAACCCAAAUGGUCAUUGGUACCCAGCGGAUGUGGGCUCAAGCCCUGAUGUCCUGUUGCUUUUGACUGGAAGAGCCUUGAGUCAUGUUACUGCUGGCCUACGUCUAAAUUCUCAGUACAGGAUCAUUAAUAAUGAAAACAGGGCAUCACUCAUGUUUAGGCUCAUGCCUCGUGCCAAUGCAAUAUUGGACUGCUCUCCAAUUUCAGCUGCUGGGCAUUGCACACCACAGAUCCACCGGCCCAUAUCUGCAAGUCAGUUUAUGGAUGAUUUGCGUGCUGAAGAGAAUGUUUACCAUCACUUAGAAGCACCGCCUGAAUCACAGGGAAACUUUGUUAAUGAACCAUCGCUCAGAAGUGUACUGUCAGACCCUUUGUCUGGGGCUUUUCUUGAAGAUGCUAUGGUUCUCCCAUGUGGGCACUCGUUUGGUGGCCUCAUGCUGAAGAAAGUUCUUGAAUUGGCAAGGUGCAGCAUUUGCAACGGAGAUGUUGAUGAGGCCUCCUUAUUUCCUAACCUCGCUCUAAGAGCGGUAGCUACCGUGGUGAAGAUGGAAGACGAUAGGAGGCUCUUUCACAAUGCGGCCCUUCGAAAGCGCAGGAAAGAAGUGACUGAGCAUAUGGAUGCCCAAAGGCGAAAUGGAAGUAGCAAGGACAGUAUUGAGCUGGGGCUAGAAGCUGAAAGCCCUAGAGCGUUCAAGGGGGUGCAGUACCCGUUUGUGGUGGGUGAGAGAGUCCUGAUCAUGGGAAACAAAAGGACGCCUGAUAAAUUCGUUGGGAAGGAGGCAGUGGUGACAUCACAGUGCCUGAAUGGCUGGUACCUUGUGAAGGCAGUUGAUAGCGGAGAAAGCAUACGGCUGCAGUACAGGUCGCUGAGGAAAGCAGGGGAGCUACAAGUGCAAGCACUCCUGCAGAGUAGACGAUGAUUUUUUGCACUAGUGUUGCUUGUCUCGUGUUUUGUUUCUGUCCUAUGCGAUGAAAAGGAAAAGGAAAGGAUGCAGCGUCCUUUUGUACAAAUUUCCAUUCAGUUUUGCCAGCCAAGUCACGUAGCUGUAAAAUGACAGAUGUUGUGUGGUGUUCUGUGGCCUUUGUGCUUGUGCACUAAGUCUUGUUAAUUGUCAUACAUGCUCCCUUCGUAAAAAAAAAGGAGUCUUAAGUACAAGAUUUUUUUUCUAAAUAUUUUGAUU
Molecule: messenger RNA, 1923 nt
Organism: Zea mays
Lineage: Eukaryota; Viridiplantae; Streptophyta; Magnoliopsida; Poales; Poaceae
Product: RING/U-box superfamily protein
Exons: 12
Coding region: 169-1662 (497 amino acids)
Source: RefSeq, marked validated